Messenger RNA from Cyprinodon tularosa, 6203 nucleotides. RefSeq names its product ADP-ribosylation factor guanine nucleotide-exchange factor 1 (brefeldin A-inhibited) (gene arfgef1). The transcript is spliced from 41 exons. The coding region runs from base 243 to 6173 and encodes 1976 amino acids. The record is from RefSeq and is a predicted model, not a curated record. NCBI's taxonomy places the organism in Eukaryota, Metazoa, Chordata, Actinopteri, Cyprinodontiformes, Cyprinodontidae. Gene Ontology annotation, molecular function: guanyl-nucleotide exchange factor activity. Gene Ontology annotation, biological process: regulation of ARF protein signal transduction.
CGUUACGUGACGUCGUUUCCUCUCUCCAACAUGGCGCAGGAGGCAGGUCGUUAGCGGCCGUCUGAGGGAUUUACCACCAAACCUUCUGUAUUUAUUUAUGUAUGUCUGCUAAGGGCUCCAGCCGCAGACUUUCUUGAAGGAAUACAUCUCCAUUCGAGGCGGCAGCAGGCCUCCUCCUCACUCUCCCUUCCUCCCCGUCUCCUUGGGACCAGGCACACCUCGCUCCAGAUUCCGGUUGCGACAUGUAUGAGGGCAAAAAGAUGAAAAACAUGUUCCUAACACGAGCUUUGGAAAAGAUCCUGGCCGACAAGGAGGUGAAGAAGGCUCACCACUCACAGCUGCGGAAAGCCUGCGAAGUGGCACUGGAGGAAAUAAAGGCGGAAUCAGAAAAGUUAAGUCCGCCUAGUGGAGACGCCAAAUCUGGCUCCAGCACGCUACCGCCGAUUAAAUCAAAAACCAACUUCAUCGAGGCAGACAAGUACUUCUUGCCGUUCGAGCUGGCAUGUCAAUCCAAAUGUCCUCGCAUCGUCAUCACCUCACUCGACUGUUUACAGAAGCUGAUAGCAUAUGGCCACCUGACGGGCAGCGCCCCGGACAGCACAGCACCAGGCAAGAAGCUCAUUGACAGGAUCAUCGAGACCAUCUGUGCUUGUUUUCAAGGACCACAGACCGACGAGGGCGUGCAGCUACAGAUUAUUAAGGCUCUGCUAACAGCUGUGACCUCCCAGCACAUAGAAAUCCAUGAAGGUACCGUGCUGCAAGCCGUCCGGACCUGUUACAACAUCUACCUGGCGAGCAAGAACCUCAUCAACCAGACCACGGCGAAGGCCACACUCACACAGAUGCUCAACGUCAUUUUUGCACGCAUGGAGAAUCAAGCACUUACAAAUCACAAGCUAUCUUGGUCUUUGGCCUCCAGAAAGCGUGACCGCCAGCUGCAGGAAGCCAAACAGCUGGAGAGGGAGCGGCACCGGCAGCACUCCCCAGCCACCCAGCACACUGAACCAGAAUCACCCCAGCUCCAGGGUCACGUUCACCCACCCAGUAAGGCUCCAACCCAGGAGGCUAACGGCCCCAUGAGUCCAGCGACUCCCAACAUCGCCUCACCCUCCACCCCCUCAACCCCAUCAACGCCGGCCCCGGAGUCCAGCAGCAGGUCUGUGUCAAGGGAUCGGGAGGAGCAGGGUGGGCAACCGGCCCCCGACGAGAACCCGGAUCCUGAAAACGGCUCUGAGUUCUGUGCAGCUGAGAACGAGCAGACUGAGGCAGAUCAGGCCACCGCAGCGGUUCAAAAUGUGGCAUCCAAACAGCAUGAAGGAGCAGGUGAAGAGGAGGAUGAGGGGCCCCCGAACUAUGAGGAGAAAGCGCAGGAAAUAGUUCAAAGUAUUCUGCAGGAGGUGGUCAACACUGUGGCUGGAGGUCACUGCCUUGACCCGGCAAACCUCUGCUCCGAUACCAAGGAGUCGGCUGGCGAGGGCGAGCCGGCGGGUUCGCUACCAGCCGAGGCGGCGACUGAGGGCACCCAGAGCUCCAUGGAGGACGAGGGUACAGUGGGGAGCGACAGCGAGCACGUCCAUGCAAACGGCAUUCCCGGCACGCCUAUUUCCGCCAGCUUUACGCCCUCGUUGUCUGAUGACAGACUUUCCGUCUCCUCCACCGACACUCAGGAAUCAGGAGCUACAGCCGGCCAGCCGCCAGGUGCUAAGUUCUCCCACAUCCUCCAGAAGGAUGCUUUCCUCGUCUUUCGCUCUCUCUGCAAGCUGUCCAUGAAGCCUUUGUCGGACGGGCCGCCUGAUCCAAAGUCCCAUGAGCUGCGAUCGAAGGUGUUGUCUCUCCAGCUGCUGCUGUCCAUCCUGCAGAACGCCGGGCCCAUCUUCAAGACCAAUGAGAUGUUCAUAAAUGCCAUUAAGCAGUAUUUGUGCGUGGCGCUGUCUAAGAACGGCGUGUCCUCUGUGCCUGAAGUCUUUGAGCUCUCCCUCUCCAUCUUCCUUACUCUGCUCUCCCACUUUAAGACCCAUCUCAAGAUGCAAAUCGAGGUGUUCUUCAAAGAGAUUUUCCUCUACAUCCUCGAGACGUCCACAAGCUCUUAUGACCACAAAUGGAUGGUCAUACAAACCCUCACCAGAAUAUGUGCAGAUGCCCAGAGUGUGGUUGACAUCUACGUGAACUACGACUGUGACUUGAACGCUGCUAACAUAUUUGAACGUUUGGUCAACGACCUCUCAAAAAUAGCUCAGGGCCGCGGAGGGCAUGAGCUUGGCACAACGCCGCAACAGGAGCUGACUCUGAGAAAGAAAGGCCUUGAAUGUCUGGUUUCCAUCCUAAAAUGUAUGGUGGAGUGGAGCAAAGACCAGUAUGUCAACCCCAAUUCCCAGACCAGUCUAGGCCAGGAGAAACCUUCAGAGCAGGAGAGUACGGAGACCAAGGCCCCAGAGACCAUAAACCGUUAUGGCAGCAUUAACUCCCUGGACUCCACAGCCUCCUCUGGCAUCGGUAGCUACAGCACGCAGAUGUCCGGCACAGACAACCCCGAACAGUUUGAAGUUCUCAAACAGCAGAAGGAGAUUAUCGAGCAGGGGAUUGACCUGUUUAACAAAAAACCAAAGAGAGGAAUCCAGUAUCUUCAAGAGCAAGGCAUGCUGGGUACAACCCCAGAGGACCUUGCACAGUUCUUGCACCAGGAGGAGAGGCUUGACUCUACCCAGGUGGGGGAAUUCCUCGGUGAUAAUGACCGUUUCAAUAAAGAGGUGAUGUACGCCUACGUCGAUCAAAUGGACUUCCAGGGAAAAGACUUUGUCUCCGCACUAAGGAUGUUCCUGGAGGGCUUUCGGCUGCCUGGCGAGGCCCAAAAAAUCGACCGUCUCAUGGAGAAGUUUGCAGCAAGAUACCUGGAGUGCAAUCAGGGACAAACCCUCUUUGCCAGUGCAGAUACAGCAUACGUUCUCGCCUACUCAAUCAUCAUGUUGACAACAGACCUUCACAGCCCACAGGUAAAGAAUAAAAUGACGAAAGAACAAUACAUCAAGAUGAACCGUGGCAUCAAUGACAGCAAAGACCUGCCUGAGGAGUAUCUCUCAGCCAUAUACGAUGAGAUCGCUGGGAAGAAGAUUGCAAUGAAGGAAACAAAGGAGCUCACCAUGAAGUCCAAUAAGCAGAGCGUGGCCAGCGAGAAGCAGAGGCGUCUGCUGUACAACGUGGAAAUGGAGCAGAUGGCCAAGACGGCAAAAGCUCUGAUGGAGGCCGUCAGCCACGUCCAGGCUCCCUUCACCAGCGCCACGCAUCUGGAGCACGUCAGGCCCAUGUUCAAGCUGGCAUGGACGCCCUUCCUGGCUGCUUUCAGCGUGGGCCUGCAGGACUGCGAUGACACUGAAGUGGCGUCGCUGUGUCUCGAAGGAAUACGCUGCGCCAUCAGGAUAGCAUGCAUCUUCUGCAUACAGCUGGAGAGGGAUGCUUACGUUCAGGCUUUGGCCAGGUUCACCCUGCUGACAGCCAGCUCCGGCAUCGCAGAGAUGAAGCAGAAGAACAUCGACACAAUCAAGACCCUGAUCACUGUGGCGCACACUGAUGGCAACUACCUGGGGAACUCCUGGCAUGAGAUCAUGAAGUGCAUCAGUCAGCUGGAGCUGGCUCAGCUGAUUGGUACGGGGGUGAAGGCACGUUACAUCUCAGGGACGGUGCGCAGCAAAGACGGCUUCAUCACAAGCACGAAAGAACAGAAUAAUGAUGAGUACCUAGGUCUAGUUGGAGGAACAGUGGACCGUAAGCAAAUUGCCAGCAUCCAGGAAUCCAUUGGGGAGACGAGCUCUCAGAGCGUGGUGGUGGCUGUGGAUAGGAUAUUCACAGGCUCCACCAGAUUAGAUGGAAACGCAAUAGUGGACUUUGUGCGCUGGCUGUGUGCUGUGUCCAUGGAUGAGCUGGCCUCGCCCACACAUCCUCGCAUGUUCAGCCUGCAGAAGAUAGUCGAAAUCUCCUACUACAACAUGGGCCGCAUCAGGCUGCAGUGGUCCAGGAUCUGGGAGGUGAUCGGAGACCACUUCAAUAAGGUUGGCUGUAAUCCCAAUGAAGACGUAGCAAUAUUUGCCGUGGAUUCUCUCAGGCAGCUGUCCAUGAAGUUCCUGGAGAAAGGGGAGCUGGCUAACUUCCGCUUCCAGAAGGACUUUUUGAGGCCAUUCGAGCACAUCAUGAAAAAAAACAGGUCUCCCACCAUCAGAGACAUGGUGGUGCGCUGUAUAGCUCAGAUGGUGAACUCCCAGGCAGCCAACAUCCGUUCAGGCUGGAAGAACAUCUUCUCAGUGUUUCACCUGGCGGCGUCCGAUCAGGACGAAAGCAUCGUGGAGUUGGCCUUCCAGACCACCGGACACAUCGUCAACUGCCACUCUGGGUCCCUGAGCAAAGACCCUAAACCCCACACUGCUCCCCAGGCGCCCCACGAUGGCAGCCCACUGGGAUGGGUUAAAUGCAGAGCGAAUGUAUUCGAGAAGCACUUUGCAGCAACGAUCGACUCCUUCCAGGACGCCGUCAAGUGUCUCUCAGAGUUUGCCUGCAACGCCUCUUUCCCAGACACCAGCAUGGAGGCCAUCCGCCUCAUUCGCCAUUGCGCCAAAUACGUCUCAGAGAGACCUCAGGCCUUCAAAGACUACACCAGUGACGACAUGAAUGUAGCUCCAGAGGACCGAGUUUGGGUGCGAGGGUGGUUCCCCAUCCUCUUCGAGCUCUCCUGCAUCAUCAACAGGUGUAAACUGGAUGUCAGAACCAGGGGGCUCACAGUGAUGUUUGAAGUGAUGAAGACUUACGGACACACCUUCGAGAAGCACUGGUGGCAGGACCUGUUCAGGAUCGUCUUUAGGAUCUUUGACAACAUGAAGCUACCCGAGCAGCAGACUGAGAAAGCAGAGUGGAUGACCACAACAUGCAACCAUGCACUUUAUGCCAUCUGCGACGUCUUCACCCAAUACUUUGAAUCCCUCAAUGGUCUCCUAUUAGAUGAUAUCCUGGCUCAGCUCUACUGGUGUGUGCAACAAGAUAACGAGCAACUUGCCCGUUCAGGCACCAACUGUCUAGAGAACGUGGUCAUCCUCAACGGGGAGAAGUUCUCCCCAGAGACCUGGGACAAGACGUGUAACUGCAUGCUGGACAUCUUCAAGACAACAAUCCCCCAUGUGUUGUUAACAUGGAGACCAGCAGGGGGAGAUGGAGAGCACUAUGCAACACACAGCCUGACUGACAAACAGCUGGACUCCGUAUCCCAGAAGUCCCUGGAUAUUCAGUCACGUUCUGAUGAUCAGAACUCCAUCAGCAGCGCUGACAGGGCUGUGGUGGAGAGCCGACGGCAGAGCCAGCACAGCUCGGUGUCGGGCAACUUUGAGGAUGGAUCGAGGAGCAGGACGUCAACGAAAAUCCAGGAGCAGCGCUUGUUUUCUGCGCUACUGAUAAAGUGCGUCGUGCAGCUGGAGCUCAUCCAGACCAUUGACAAUAUUGUGUUCUUUCCUGCUACCAGUAAGAAGGAGGACGCUGAAAACUUUGCUGCUGCUCAGCGGGAUGCCGUGUGUGCUGCUGACGUCCAAGUGGAGACACAGGACCAAGGGAUGUUUCGCUAUCUGACCUCAGAGCAGCUUUUUAAGCUGCUGGACUGCCUGUUGGAGUCGCAUCGCUUUGCUAAGGCUUUCAACUCUAACAACGAGCAGAGAACCUUACUCUGGAAAGCAGGUUUCAAAGGAAAGUCGAAGCCCAACCUGUUGAAGCAGGAGACCAGCAGUCUGGCAUGUGGGCUGCGCAUUCUGUUCCGCAUGUACACAGACGAGAGCCGACAGGACGCCUGGGAGGAAGUCCAGAGACGACUGCUCAACGUUUGCAGCGAGGCUCUGGCCUACUUCCUCGCUCUGACCUCAGAGAGCCACAGAGAGGCCUGGACCAACCUGCUGCUGCUGUUCCUCACCAAGGUGCUGAGGAUCAGCGAUGAAAGGUUCAAGGCUCAUGCAUCCAGAUACUACCCCCUCCUCUGUGAGAUCAUGCAGUUCGACCUGAUCCCUGAACUCCGGACCGUUCUGAGGAAGUUCUACCUGCGCAUCGGCCUCGUCUUUAACAUUGCACAGCUGCCUGAGCCUGAAACCGAACCUGAGGGGAGGCGUACGGAGUCGCAAACAGACAUGGAGGGGGGGAAGGAGGCCCAGUGAUGCUGCACCUAAAAAAACGAAACAAAAAAA